CUGGGUAGGCGGUCAUGGUGGCCUGCCGCGCAUGCGCCUGCCGAGAAUGCCUCCGAAGAGCCGCUAAGGCUGCGUGCGCGGUGCGGAAGGUAGUCGAGGGUAACACGGUUGGCGAAGUGGUCGGGUUGUCGUCCGCGCCCUGUCAAGUAGCGCGGAGUAGGUGAUGAACCUGUCGGCUCCAAGCGGCAUUCCUUCCUCCGGCUGUCGCCGCCAUUAUGUCCGUCACCGCCACUAUAGAGCAGGAGUUCCAGGAGAUCGACGCUGCUAACGGCUGGCAGCCCCGGUACCUGGAUAUUCGGCACCAGUCCAGUGAUUAUUCACAUAGAGUUGCAAAGUAUGCAGAAAAUCGAAAUCGUAAUAGGUACAGAGAUGUUAGCCCAUAUGAUCACAGUCGUGUAAUACUCCAGAAUACGGACAAUGAUUACAUCAAUGCAAGCUUGGUGGUUAAUGAAGAAGCUCAGAGAAAUUAUAUAUUAACACAGGGUCCACUUCCUAAUACAUGUUGCCAUUUCUGGCUAAUGGUAUGGCAACAAAAGACCAAAGCUGUUGUCAUGCUAAACAGAAUUGUUGAGAAAGAUUCGGUGAAAUGUGCACAGUACUGGCCAACAAGAGAGGAGGAACAAAUGAUGUUCGAAGAAACAGGAUUUUGUGUCAGGUUAAAAUCUGAAGAUGUCAAAUCCUACUAUACAGUACGCCAACUUCAACUAGAAAACCUUGAUACUCGUGAGACCAGGAUGAUAUUCCAUUUUCAUUAUACUACAUGGCCAGACUUUGGAGUUCCUGAAUCCCCAGCUUCAUUCCUCAACUUCUUGUUUAAAGUCAGAGAGUCUAGAUCCCUGAGUCCUGAACAUGGGCCAGCAGUCAUUCACUGUAGUGCUGGAAUUGGGCGCUCUGGUACAUUUUCAUUGGUAGACACAUGCCUAAUCUUGAUGGAAAAAAGAGAAGAUCCACUUUCUGUAGACAUAAAGCAAGUUUUAUUGAAUAUGAGAAAAUAUCGAAUGGGACUUAUUCAGACUCCAGAUCAGCUAAGAUUUUCAUACAUGGCUGUAAUAGAAGGAGCAAAAUACAUAAUGGGUGAUUCUACUAUACAGAAUCGGUGGAAGGAACUCUCAAAAGAGGACCAGGCACCAAGUUCUGAACGUUCCCCUCCACACCCAACCAGACUAACUACAGGGAGGCACAAUGGGAACAGAGUGGGAUUAGAAAACCAGGAGCAAAGUGAGAACAUUAUAAAUACUGACAUGUCUUCUUCAAUACAAAAUACUGCAGAUCCAAGUGCUGACACGGUUGUUCGGAAACGGCUAAGAGAUGACAGGAAAGCUAACACAGCACAGAUGGUGCAGCAGAUGAAGCAUAAGCUGAGUGAGGCUGAACGAAAAAGGAAAAGGUGGUUAUAUUGGAAGCCUAUUCUCACUAAGAUUGGGUUUGGUUCAGCCAUUUUCAUUGGAGUUUAUUCUUGCUGGAAAUUGUACUUCCAAGGUGCUCUCGUGUAAGUGAGUGCUUCUGCAAUCAUGCAUCUAGUAAUAUAAAGCUUAAAUCGGCCCCACUGAUUUGAGGGGAACAUAGCAACUAUUUCUAGGUGCAGGACUGCUGCUACAGUUGACAGAACAAGUGAGAAUAUAACUGCAACCGAUGCAGUAAUCUUGUAAUGAAGUAACCUGAUCACUAGUCACUGUGGCUGGAAUCUUUGUUUAGGUACUUAUGGAACGAAAUUGCUACCUGACAGAAAAACUAUUUAUUUAUUUAUUUAUUGGAUUUCUUACCUGCCCUUUACCAUAAGACUCCCAGCGGGGUGGGUUACAUCAACAAAAUAUGCAAAUAUAAAACAAAGCAGUUACAACUGUAAAAUAAGAAAAACAGUUUCAUAGUAUAUAUAAAACAGUGCCCACAUUUUAAAACAAUUUUAUAUAUAAAAUAGUGAGAAAUAGUUUACAGAGGCAGACUGGGAAAAGGCUUGUUGAAAGAGACAGGGUUUUUUUGGUUCAGUAGGGGCUAAAAGACAGGAUACCACCUGUCUAAUAAGGGAGGGUGUCACCAUCCUAAAGACCUAAUUUGUAUAUUGUAUAGAAAAAAACCUGAAAAGGGUGGUUUCUGCAACAGGCUCUUUUGCAGUGCUUGACUGGGUAUAUAGACGAUCCUUUAGGCAUCUUGGUCCCAAGCUGUGUAGGGCUUUGAACACCAGUCCCAGUGCCUUGAACUUAGCCUGGUACCUAAUUUGUAGCCAGUGCAGUUUUCAGCAGUGGCACGACUACGAUGAUAGUCUGCACCAGAAAGCAGUCAAGCUGCCACAUUUUGCACUUCCUGCAGCUUCCAGGCGAGCGUCAUGUAAUCCAGUCAGGAGGUUAGCAGCUCAUUGAUGACAGUGGUCAGAUUAUCCCAAUCUAGAAACAGCCAUAAAUGUCUUACCAGCCAAAGCUGAUAAAAGGCACUCCUAGCCACUGAAGUCACCUAGGUCUUUAGUGACCAAAAUGGAUCCAGGAGAAACCUGCUCCUUCAGGGAGGGUGUGGCUGUGCCUGAAGUAGGCAUUUGGACAAUUUAUUCUGAGUCCAGAGCCACCCAUCCACACUCAUGAGGCCAACUAAUGCAUACUUUCAGCAACCAUGUAUAUAUUGCAUAAAAUGAUAGUCCACUAGAUGUAGUAGACUCAAUUGCCAAGGCUUUAUCAACUCUCAUAACUGGAUAGAAGCAAUAAACAGUGUGGUGUCAUACUCUGAAUGCAAAACAGUUACAUUUGUGUGUGUGUGUAUAAUAUACCAUCAACCAUUUAUACUAUCCAGACUUAGAAUAAAUUUUGUAACUCUAUUUAAUCUUUUUUUGUAGAUAACUGUAUUUUUAAAAAAACUACAUUUGUACAAACUUCUCUGACAGAAAGAGUAUGCAUUAGUUAUCGGUCAUCCAUCCCCAACAUUUCAAGAGUGGUUUGGAAAUUUACUGACAUCACCACCCCAACUUAGUGAUUUAGUGAAUUGCCCUUUUGAGGUAUUUGGUGUUAAGCAAAUAGGGGCUACUUCUCAGUUUCUACUCUGUAAGUUGCAUUCAUGUAUUUAUGCUUGUAGUUACCUUUUAUUUAAAACUUGAAAAUGUUUAAUUUUUAUAAGACUACUGGGAGUUUCAAUAUCUCAAACAGACUCUUUUUGAAGGGAAGUUUGUGUUAAGACUGCAGCUACUGUUGGAAGCCAUAGCUUGUGUUUAAAGUUCAAACAUUCCAUUAAAUGUGAAAACGUUUUUGUGUGUCUCACUUGAUUUGACUCCUAUUCCUUGAAAUAUUUUAGUAUCCUUUAUAGUGGUUGUAAACAGCAUGUGACAAACUUGGUCAUAUUUUCUGAAAAGAAAAAAUGUAGGCCAUAUUAAGUGUUGCAGCUGGAAACAAAUAAAUAGCCCCUAAUAUGAAUGUUUUCUCCAAGAAAGGAAAUAGAAAUACUAUUUUUCUUAUAUGUUGGCCUAUGGAUAAUGGGUAUAUGAGAUAGUGGAAAUAACAGUAGAGCUACUUUUUGAUGGUGAAAUGGCAUGUUUAUGAAUCUCAGCACCAACAGAAUACUUAAGACAAUUGAUCUACAAUACUCUGAUAUGGACACAAUAUUAUCAAACAUUUCAUCUUUGUUUGUAUCAAACAUUGUUACAGUUUAGAACACAGGAUUUUAAGGAAAUGUCAAGCUUAUUCUGCCCACCAUUCUUAUGGAUGUAUUAGAGACAUAAAUCAAGGCCAAGAAAAUACAAAACUCUAAUCCCAAGGCUUUUGUUUUUUAUUGUGGGGAGAGGAACUAUGCAAUUUUAGGAUUAUUGAGUUUCUAUAAGUGUUCUAAGGAUCUUAUAAAUUCUAAUCCUGAACAAAUGGGUGGCACCAUAUGUAUGGAGUGUUAUGAAGUGUAAGCUUUUUGAUCCAGUACAAAACUCAAGAUUAAACAAAAUCAAACUCAAGGUGGAACUAAAUCAAGGAACUCUUGAAAUAUAUUUUUCUCAAUUCUUACUGUUAUUUCCCUUAUGGAUUAUUAAAUGUUAAUAGAGGGAGUAUUUUGGAAUUGUGAAGCAUGAACAUCAAAAAGGUACUGAUCAGAAUGUCAGGAUUUCUAUAUAAAUAGACUUUUCCUUUUCCAAGAAACAAAAAUGCACAAUAGAAGAUGUAAAUUUAUUUCAUUUCUAGAUUAAAUUGGCCAGUUUCAAGCUCUCAUUUAGGAACUCUUGAAAGCUUGUGUGCAUGUAAAGAAUGGUGGUACUUUUUCCAUCUUGCUGUUCAAUACAAUCCCAGGUCUUAUAGGCAUCUGCCUCAGUGAGUCAAAUUAUUGGUCUGUCCAGCUCAGUAGUACUAUUGGGGUUUGGGACAUAAGUCUUUCCAAGCCCUACCUGGAGAUACCAAGGAGAUGUCUGUUACAGCACUUACGUUGUACUGAGCUGUGCCCUCCCUUUCCCUCAGAAGUAACUUCAUUUUUUGCUCUUGGCAGCAUUUUAUGGAGCAUAUUAUAUUGUCCUUUCUCCUUAAUAUUUUCAUCAUAUUCAUUUAUAAGCAGUUUUAUUCAUGAUCAAAAUAGUUGUUGCAACUGGUUCUAUCGGAUUUUAAUAAAUAUUUUAAGAAUAUUUUCUGUGCAGUUUUCAUUAUAGAUGAAUACAUGCAAAUCCAUACACAUACACACUAUAUAUAUAUAUAAAACUAUGCAUAUAUAUAUAUAUAACUAUAUAUAUCUACAUAUAUCCAGUACUUUUUUCUAAAAAAAUGUUUAGGGAUACUCUCAUUUUCCUACUCAUAUUGAAAUACUGCCCCUCAAUGAGGCCAAACUUAGAUUCACAAAAUGUUUAGGGGUAUGCAUACCCCUGUGUCUGCCCAGGGGGAAAGCAUUGCAUACAAUGUUACAGUGGUUUGUGUGGAGAAAAUGGCCAAAGCCUUAAAAGUGAGUACCACAAAAAGUCACUUUUGUAGUUGACGGGUCGGGUUAUAAUGGAGAAAAACAAUACAUUAUUCAGGAAAGAGUAAAGCUGACUAGUAUUUGGGAGGGUGGCCACCUUGCUGGAGAGGGAAAGGAUGUCAGUUCUUUCCUGAUAUGGGAAGCAACCCAACAAAACUGGAAUUCUUUAUUCACUUGUCCUCUUUCCUGUGUUUUUUGGGUUUGUGUCUUUAACUGCUUUUUCAGUUCGUGCCUGAGUUGUCCUGGGUCUGUCCCAAUACUACUUUGGUGCAAUCAUCUUUGAUGUUCAUCUGACCGAACAUUUGUUUUACUUCGUUGGCAGUUCCCAUAUGAUAAAAGGACUGAGAACCUUGUGCAAAUAGAAAGCUAGAUUUUGGGUUAACUUUUUUGCCCAUCAAACUGAUUAUUAGACACAUAAUGGAUGAUUUGCAUUUCUAACUAAAGCAAGCUUGUUCAAAAUACUCUAAAAGCCUUUGUCAAUUCAUAGUUUAUCCAACAUAUUAAAACUUUUUUCAAAAAUAUUGCACUCAGUUGAAAUCUUGAUUCUCCAGGUUUUCUCUUGUAUCCUCACUUAACAUUAGUUUUAAGCUUUUCGUUUAACUUUCUAAGGAAAGUUAAAUUUUCAGGAGUCAAAUGCAAUAAAAUUGUACUCAUUGUACAAUGUACUUUCCUUUUAAUCAAAUGCAUUUUUGUAUUCCCCCCCCCCUAAUUCAAAAGGUCCUUAAUUGGAGCAAGAAUGUUCCCAGUGCCUUUCUCUUAACUAAUUCAAAGAGAUUUUAUCCAUGGUAGGAAGGAUACACCUGUUGUAAUAACCACUCAAUAUCAAAUAAGGCCUUCAUGACUUUCAAAAAAUCAACUUACAAUUGCAGUAAAACUGUAAUACCUCUUAGCAGUAUACUUCUGUUUGUACUGAAUCUGUGACUCUUUUACAUUGUGUGUCUUUAGGCCGAGAGUGACCGACACCUAGAUCUCCAAGACUUGUGAAUAUUCUGCAGCUAAAAAUUAUAUACUUUUGGCAUGCAAAGCAGGACAUGACCCCUCUUCAGGAACAAAACUGAGGUCUGAGCAAUACACAAGUGGCCUCAUAACUAUCUGUUUACAACGUAAACAACCAGGGAAUGAAGUACAUCACCAGCAAAAGACUUUGCAAAAUGAAAUUUGUCUUAAGUGUUUUAUGCUUGUAUUAACUGUAGAGAGAUGUAAGAGAUCACACUAGAAAAUACUUUGUACUGCCAUUCUUAUUGUAUUUUUUAUACUUUUGGCAGCAUUAAAUAUUUUUUUUAAUUGA
Zootoca vivipara (common lizard) is the source of this 6187-nucleotide messenger RNA. The record is from RefSeq and is a predicted model, not a curated record. Lineage: Eukaryota; Metazoa; Chordata; Lepidosauria; Squamata; Lacertidae.